AUAUAAUUGACUCAUAGCCAACGUUUUUAUUUCUCAAAUUAGAGAGGUGUUAAAAUUUUUUUUGAAUUGUUUAAUUUGUAACUACUUUCUUCUACAUAUUUUACAUUAUACCCACAUAACCAAAUGAACUUUCAACCCACAGACUAUUUGAGUGAGUUGAAUCUCGAUUUCGAACUUUCUCCUAAUGUAUCGGAAAACGCUGGUGGUGAUUUGGAUGUGUUUGCACACUCUGAAUUUUUUGACCUUGAUGUGUUUGCAAAGGAUGCUUCUGAAGUAAACAAGGAAUUAUUUGUGAAACAAGAACAAGUUGAUACUUCGUUUUUAGAUUUCCAAAACACUCACCAAGCAAACCAAGCUAUUUCCAUUCCAACCAAUGUUGAAACUGUUGCCAAGUACCCAUAUACUUCUCCUAACAACUGGUCCACUUCUUCUGUGUCUCCACCAUCAUCUAACGAUGAUAAACGUAAAAAGAACACUGCCGCUUCUGCUAGAUUCAGAAUAAAGAAGAAGCAAAAGGAACAAGAAAUGGAGAAGAAGGCGAAGCAACUUCAAGAGAAUGUUUCUAAUCUUGAAAAGAGAUUAAGAACUCUUGAAAUGGAAAAUAAAUGUCUUAAGAACUUGAUAUUACAACAGAAUGAGAGAAAAAACUCUGAUUUACUUGAAAAUAUUAAGAAGAGAUCUAUUAAUUCUCCGUCAGUUUUCGAAUUUACCAAUUAAUUGUCUUGACAAUUGAUUGGAACAAACCCCCCCUUUUAUAUUUAAAAUCCAACUUUUAAUGACCAGUCCUUGAUCCAACUCUAAGGGCUGACUUACGAACAUCUAUAGAACACUUUAACGAGCUAUUUUAAUUCUUCAACACGAAAAAACUCACAUUGUUUCCAACAAACUUUGUGAAGAAAAGGAAUUUGAUUGAUUUAUCUUUCAUAUAUUUCCUUUAACUAUUUUUAUACAAUGACACGAAUAAAC
Messenger RNA from [Candida] anglica, 966 nucleotides. Lineage: Eukaryota; Fungi; Ascomycota; Pichiomycetes; Serinales; Debaryomycetaceae. The record is from the annotation of a GenBank genome assembly.